This is a messenger RNA of Trematomus bernacchii (emerald rockcod), 1641 nucleotides long. RefSeq names its product cyclin-dependent kinase 2 associated protein 2 (gene cdk2ap2). Gene Ontology annotation, cellular component: microtubule; cytoplasm; nucleus. The record is from RefSeq and is a predicted model, not a curated record. Gene Ontology annotation, biological process: negative regulation of G1/S transition of mitotic cell cycle; regulation of microtubule cytoskeleton organization. Lineage: Eukaryota; Metazoa; Chordata; Actinopteri; Perciformes; Nototheniidae.
CUCACACACGGGAAGAGCUGUCUUCUCACAGAGGAUUUUCAAAGUCUGCUUACAAAGCUCUUAGGAGCUCAAAACCACCAGUAAAGCUGUAUAAGCACCGGGUUGAUGGGUCGGAAGGAACUGGCGCAUCGUAUGGGGAGCUGCCUCCCGAACUCGCCAUGAGCUACAAACCCAUUGCUCCGGCGCCCUCUGGAUCCAACCUCACACCUCCAGGCUCCUCGGUGCCCUCCCCUUCCCUGCCCUCGUCAUCCAACUUCAGGCCGGCUUUUAGUGACUUUGGCCCCCCCUCCAUGGGCUUUGUUCAGCCUGUCAAAGUGUCUCAAGGGUCCACAUACAGUGAGCUUCUGUCCGUCAUCGAGGAGAUGAGCCGUGAGAUCAGGCCUACCUACGCUGGGAGCAAGAGUGCUAUGGAGAGGCUAAAGAGAGGUAUUAUCCACGCCCGAGCUCUGGUCAGGGAGUGUCUUGCAGAGACGGAGAGAAGCGCCCGCCACAUAACCUUUUUGAAAGCUCCCUUCACUCCUCACUCUUUCCCGUAGAAGCCUGUCCUCAAGAUCCCCAACGUCUGUUUUACAACUUGUUUCCAUCCUCUGCUUUUUUGCUCUUUCCUCUGCGGCUUUUUAUAGUUGCAUUAUGUCCUUCUUGUCUCCACUGUUCCCUGCAUUCCACAAUACCAUUUAUGUUUAUCACAAACGUUCUGUGAACUGUAGGGUGUAUGCAAAAUGCAGGUUUGUAUCUAUUUUAAAUAGAAUUGUGGGGAAUUUAAACGCAUUACUAAGUUGAGCCCUUGGUAAAAACCUUAGUAAGAUCGAUUGGAAUGUUUUAAAGUUUUAUUUAUUCAAUAAUGGCUAUUGACCAAGACAGAUGGGUUAGUUUUAAUGGUGGAAUCAAAGUUCCAGCUGCACCCCGUCUCAAGUUUCUAUGCUGACCGUCACUCUGCAACCACUGAAUAUGUUUUGUUAAUCUGAGCAUCCUGAAUAUACCCCAUUUCCAUCCACAUUGCAUUGUUUUUUUGUAGUGUAAACACACAUUAGAUGUUUUUCAAUCCCAAGAACGCUGUACAUCUCAAGUCAAUUUGUUAGUAUGGAAAUUUUGUAAACCAGAUUUUUGCAGUUCUGUAUGUAUAUCUUAAUUAAAUAACUGAAAAAAACCACCUUCAGUUUCUUUUUAAUUUGUGAACCAUAAUUAAUAAGAAUGAGUGGGUCGUUUUUUGUUUUGGUUACACUGAUGUAUUGUGCAGACAGCAAGACAUCUUCAAAUAAUUUGAGUGAAGUCCUUCAGGGCAUUGAGCAAUGAAUACUCCAUUAAUGAAAGCAACAAUGUGUGAGAGCUCCGAAAACUUUUAAAUUUUGUGCUAAUGUUUUUAACAAUUUCUCUAAAUAUUUUGAACAUCUUUAACUGCAGAAAAUGCUUGAACACUAAGAGGAUACUAAACAAGCACUAUUUUCCAAAUCAUGUGGCACAAAUAUAAUAAAGAAAAUGCAGAGCCAUAGAUAAACUCACAUUUUUUGUUACAUAAUAACCAUCUCACUAAAAUCUCACUUCAGAUUUCAGAUGCCAUUAGUGCUUCACAUGAAGAGUAAAGUGGCUCUAUUAAAGCAAGUAAAGGAGCAGGUGAGGGGAGAGUGGAUAUUGACAAAAAAA